AUGAAAAAAGGACCGGUCAAAAGGAAGUUUGAGAGUUUUGGCUUUAGUUCUUCAAAUCCUUAUGACCAACGCGUUCAAAAAGAAUUAGUGUUGCAUAUACAAAAUCAGGUUCAGAUAGGGAAUGACUUCACCCUAAAGUUAUAUAGUUGGAUGAAGAUUUCAAUUUUAAAGCAAAAAAUACACAAGGCAACAAAACUUGAUUUGGGUGAUUUCAGGGUGCUAUAUAAAAAUCAAGAGUUAUAAUUGAACAAUUAAGAUCUUGAAGUAAUUCAUAUUCUAUUGAGAUAGGACUAUGGAAUCAAGAAUCAUGUGUCAUUAAAGCUGGUGGCUCGUAAGUAGGGUUAGUAGACGUAUUUCAUCAAUAGUCUUCAUAAUAUAUUGGAAGAGUCCAGAAGUACUCAAGAACAAUUUUAAAAUGCAAAAUGGGCUGUCGAAGGAGCCUUCAUGAAGGGAAUCACCCCAAAAUUGACUGAUUUCGGAACACAGGGAACCUACAUAUUAGAAAAUCAGAAUCACAAACCAGUGGCAAUUUUCAAACCUUAUGAUGAAGAAGCCUUUGCCCCAAACAACCCGAGAGGAAUGAGAGGGAAAAUGAACUCUCCUGGACUCAGAUAGGGCAUCUUGUCAGGCGAAGGAGUAGAUCGAGAAGUGGCUGCAUACCUGAUUGAUCAGUCCUCUGGACAUUAUCAUAAUGUCCCUAUAACUAAUUAUGUCCAAAUCUGCCAUCCGACAUUUCAUGAGGCAGAGGAAUAUAAAUAGUUUUAGCAUGAAAAAAUACCAAUCAAAGAAGGUUCGUUUUAAUUAUACAUACCCCAUGAUGAUAAUGUCGGUAAUUAUGGGAGUGGGUUGUAUCCAUCAAUGGAAGCCAGGAAGAUAGCCAUUUUAGAUAUAAGAAUUUUGAAUUGUGAUCGCAACGAAGAAAACAUUUUAGUGAGAAAAAAAAAGCUUCCUUAAGCAAAUGGAUAAACCAGAUAAGCUUUUGAUUACUUUUUAAUUCCAAUUGAUCAUGGUUACUCAUUUCCAGAUUCAUUUAAAAUUUGUAGAGAUGAAGUAGUCUGGUACCAUUGGAAUUAAAUGACCUAACCAUUUACUUAAGAAGAAAAACUCUUUAUUGAAAGGAUAGAUCCAGAGAAGGAUAUUAAGAUGAUAAAAGAAAAAGUAUAGUUAAGAGAAAUUUGCUUAAGAAAUGCGAAGAUAGCCACUAUUCUCUUGAAAAUGGGAGCAGCAGCUGAUUUAACUAUUCAUGAUAUAGCUGAAAUUCUGUAUCGAGAAGAUCCUGAUGAAUUGUCUCCAAUUGAAAAGGCUGUCCAGACUGCAGUAGAUAAUUAUAAAGUGCCAAAGGGGUUUUCAAAUUUUAAAGAAAAGUUAUUAUCAAACAAUCUUAUUUAAAAAUCUUUGGAAUUUGAAUCCUCAAACUUAAAUAAUUUGGAUAAACCUUAAAUCAAUUAGCCUCUACUGAAAUUAUAAAUUAUAAGAGAUGAGGAGGAGAACAAAGACACAAAUGAGAGAGAGAAUAAAACCUAAUAUUCUGAUAAAAAGUUAACCAGAGCUGGCUCUCAGUAGAACAUAAAAAGCAUAAAAAAACCCAUUGAAAAAGAAUGGAAUGAAGAAUUCUAUGCUCAUAUCUCUUACUUACUUUAAUAACUAGUAGAACAUAAAUAAUCAGAGAAAGUACCUUCUCCAAGGAAAUACAGGCCCAGAUAUAUCAGUGAAGAAGUCAAAUGAGAAUUAAAUUAUUUAAUAUUCCAGGAAAAUUAUCGUUAUUAUAUCAAAAUUGUA
Paramecium tetraurelia is the source of this 1779-nucleotide messenger RNA. RefSeq lists its product as uncharacterized. The record is from RefSeq and is a predicted model, not a curated record. The transcript is spliced from 7 exons. NCBI's taxonomy places the organism in Eukaryota, Ciliophora, Oligohymenophorea, Peniculida, Parameciidae.